AUCUAAGUAUGUAACAAAUAGUAUAAAACCGAUUGGAUCUACUGUAGAUUCGAAAAAAGUAGAAUUUUCUGCAAAAUUAAACAACAAAUGGUGAGAUCGGAAUGGUUAUUUAGCUCUUCUUCAUAUUAUGAAUAAUAUUAGAGUAAAGUUUAUACAAGAUGGUUUAGCUAAAGCAGGCUUUAUCAAAGAUGAUACAAAUUUACCUUUAGAAGGAAUAAAGAUUGUGGAUAUUGGUUGUGGUGGAGGAAUACUAUCUGAACCAUUAGCUAAAUUAGGAGCAGAAGUAACUGGAAUAGAUAAUUCAUUGGAAUUGAUAAAUAUUGCAAAGGAACAUGCCUCAUUAGAUUGUAAUUUAUCGGGAAAAUUGAAUUAUAUUCAAACUACCAUUGAAGAAUUUGAAAAAGAAAAUAAAGAGAAAUAUGAUGCAGUGGUAACUUCUGAAAUUUUAGAACAUGUAUUUAAUCAACAAUUAUUUAUUAAAUCGUGUUCAUCAAUUAUAAAACCUGGAGGAUCAUUGUUCGUUACUACCACAAAUAAAACUUUACAAUCUUGGUUGGCUGGAAUUGUGGCAGAAUAUAUAUUCAAUAUUUUAGCAAUUGGAACAAAUGAGUGGAACAAAUUUAUUUCGCCAGAAGAAAUUUAAUGUUUCUUAGAAACUUGUAAGAUACAGUAUAGAAUGAUAAAAUUAUUAUUUAGUUACAAAUUCUUGGUUGUAUUAUUUUAACAAAAUAUUUUCAUAUUAUCAUUAGGUGGUCUGAAGACAAAAAUAAUUCGUGAGAUGAUUUUUAAUUUAAUAAAAUAUGAAUAGUGUUGCUCAUCAAAUGUUUCAAUGGGCUAUGCACUUCAUGCAAUCAAACAGUAAUAAUCCAAAAUUGUUCGUAUAAUAAUGUUCAUUUGUUAUAA
Vespa crabro (European hornet) is the source of this 903-nucleotide messenger RNA. RefSeq names its product ubiquinone biosynthesis O-methyltransferase, mitochondrial-like. Gene Ontology annotation, molecular function: 2-methoxy-6-polyprenyl-1,4-benzoquinol methyltransferase activity. The transcript has 2 exons. The coding region runs from base 128 to 643 and encodes 171 amino acids. Gene Ontology annotation, biological process: ubiquinone biosynthetic process. Lineage: Eukaryota; Metazoa; Arthropoda; Insecta; Hymenoptera; Vespidae. The record is from RefSeq and is a predicted model, not a curated record.